Molecule: messenger RNA, 2418 nt
Organism: Pezoporus occidentalis (night parrot)
Lineage: Eukaryota; Metazoa; Chordata; Aves; Psittaciformes; Psittacidae
Gene: SIPA1
Product: signal-induced proliferation-associated 1
Exons: 14
Coding region: 1-2418 (805 amino acids)
Biological process (GO): regulation of small GTPase mediated signal transduction; activation of GTPase activity
Cellular component (GO): cytoplasm
Molecular function (GO): protein binding; GTPase activator activity
Source: RefSeq, a predicted model, not a curated record
AUGGGGCUGUGGGUUCAAGCUGUGGGUCCCGGCUCCCCCUCGCCCUCGCCCCCCCCCCCAGAGCACCAGAACUUCCUGGGGGAGGACCCGGUGCUGGGGCCCGUGGCCGUGUCCCUGCGGAGGGAGGAGAAGGAGGGAGCGCGGCCCCUGGUGCUGCACCGGCUCAUCCUGCGGAGCAGCGCGCUGCGGGCGCUGCGGGGCUCGGUGCUGGAGGAGUCGCUGCCCCCCAGCGCCCGCCCCCCCGGAGCACGGGGGGUGCCCCCCCGGAAGCUGCUGGAGUUGGUGCUGCCCGGGCUGGGGGUGCAGGGGCUGCGCCUCGCCCCCCCCGUGCCCACAGUGCCCGAGACCCUGCUGAAGCUGGAUGAGCAGGGGCUGUGCUUCCAGCGCAAGGUGGGGGUGCUCUACUGCCGGGGGGGGCAGGGCUCGGAGGAGGAGAUGUACAACAACAAGGGUGCGGGGCCCCCCUUCGCCCAGUUCCUGGCCCUGCUCGGCACCCGCGUGCGCCUGCGCGGCUUCCCCCAUUACCGAGCCCAGCUCGACACCCGCACUGACUCCACGGGCACCCACUCGCUGUACACCACGUACCACGGCUACGAGGUGAUGUUCCACGUCAGCACCAUGCUGCCCUUCACCCCCAGCAACCCCCAGCAGCUGCUGCGGAAGCGGCACAUCGGGAACGACAUCGUGACCAUCGUGUUCCAGGAGCCGGGGGCUCGGCCCUUCUCCCCCCGCGCCCUCCGCUCCCACUUCCAGCACAUCUUCCUGGUGGUGCGGGCCCACGAGCCCUGCACCCCCCGCACCUCCUACAGCGUGGCCGUGGUGCGCCCGGAGGAGACGCCGCUGUUCGGGCCGGCGCUGGCCGUGGGGCAGCGCUUCCCGGGGGGCUCGGGGCUGCGCGAGUUCCUGCUGGCCAAGGCCAUCAACGGCGAGAACGCUGCGGGCCGGGGGGGGCGGCUGGGGGCCAUGGCGGCUCGUACCCGGUACCAGUACCUGCAGGAGCUGGCUCGGACCCACGGCACCGGUCCCCCCCCUGCCGCUCCCCCCCGGACCCUGCUCCCGGCGCUGGGCGGGCGGCGCCGGGCACCGAGGUGUGGGGCGGCAGCGGCUCUGCCUGGGGCUCUGGUGUGGGGGGCACGGGCCCGGGCUGCCCCCGAUGCCCCCGACGUGCCCUGCCUGCUUGGGGUGGCCGCCGAGCGACUCGUGUUGGCGGCCCCCCGAGGGCCAGGGGUGCUCUUCAGCUGCGCAUGCAGGGAUGUGCUGGGCUGGGCCUUCGCCGAGGGGCGCCUCGAGCUUUUCUAUGGGGCAGGGCAUUGGCUCGGCCUGCGUCUGCCCCACGGAGCCGCCUCGCAGGUGGUGGCCAGGCUGCAGGCGGUGACCCGUGGCUGUGAGGCUCAGGAGCUGGCUCUGCCGCGGGGCGCCGGGGGACACCCCGGUUUUUCGGUGGACGCCGCGGGGGUCGUGACCUCGGUCACCCGUUUCUCCUUCGCCGAGACGGCCGGGCUGCGGCCCGGCGCCCGCCUGCUGCGCGUGGCCCAGCACCCACUGCCCGCACUGCCCCCCCGGCGCCUGCGCGCCCUCCUGCGCCGCCCCAAAGCCACCCUCACCCUCCUGCCCCCCGACCGCCACGGCCGGCCCCGACGGAGCUUCUCGGAGCUUUACGCGCUGUCACUGGAGCAGGGCCGGGGCGCGGGGGGGGACCUGGGGGGGCCCCUUGGGGACAGCAGCGACUCCGGGGGGAGCAGCGACUCCGGGGACAGCAGCGAGGGGGGGCGGGCGGGGCCCCCCCCGGGGGGGCUGCACCCCGAGACCCUGCGGCUGCUGCGCUCGCUGGCUCUGGCUGAGGACCCCGAGACCCCCCCCAGCGCGCAGCCCCUGGUUGACCCCACCCCUGACCUCCUCCUGCCGCACCACAGCCCCUCCCCCCCCGGUGACACGGCAGCCCCCCCGGAUGCCGACAGCCCCAUGGCCCCCCCCGAGCCCAGACCCCCCCGCGUCCCCUCGCUGCGGCGCUCGCUGGGCAGGCUGCUCUCAGGGACCGGGGAGCCGCAGGAGGAGGAGUGGGAGGCCAUCGCCCGCCUGGCCAGCGCCUGCAGCAGCAUCCUGGAGGCACUGGAGAGGGGGGGGCAGCAGCUCCCAGAGCCCCCCAGCACUGGGGCCCAGCAGACCCUGAGCCAGGGGAGCCCUGAGGAUGAGUCCCGCAGCCUCUCGGAGAAGGUGGCGCAGUUGGAGGCGAUGCUGAAGCAGCUGCAGGAGGAUCUCCAGGAGGAGCAGGAGGCGCAGCAGCGGCUCCAGGCCGAGGUUCGGACCCUGCGCCGCAGCAACCGGCGGCUGCAGCAGGAGCAGGAGGAUGCCGCGGCGCAGCUCAGCCGAGUGACGAGGCUGCUGCAGCCCCCCCCGGGCCCCCCCCCGCACCCGUAG